AUGGGGGAGAGUAAUCGACGUUUUCUUGUGAAAUGGUUUGAUUCAUUUGUUUGGUUGGAGUAUAGUAAAGAGAAAGAUGCUGCAUUUUGUCUUCAUUGUUAUCUUUUUAAAUGCGACUUUGAUAAACAAGGAAAAGCUGGAAGCGAUGUCUUUACUGAGAAAGGGUUUAAAAAUUUGCGGAAGGGACCUGAGAAUUUUAGGGACUAUGUUGGACAAGUUGGAAGUCUUCACAAUAAAGCUACACAACAUUGUCUUCCUUUUCAUGGCCAUGAUGAAAGCGAAACAUCUAGCAAUAAGGAUAAUUAUGUGGAGCUUUUGCAAUUUCUUGCCGAUCAUGAUGAGAAAGUUCGUGCCGUUGUGUUAGAGAACGCUCCAGGGAAUCUCAAGCUACGAGGACAAGGGUAUGAUGGUGCUAGUAAUAUGAGAGGUAAGCUCAAUGGUCUUAAAACACAAAUUUUGAGAGAAUAUCCUCAAGCAUAUUAUGUCCAUUGUUUUGCAUAUCAACUACAACUAGUUCUUGUAGCUGUGGCAAAGGGAAAUGAAAACAUUGCUACUUUCUUCACAACGGCUAGUAGUGUCGUUAACAUUAUUGGAGCAUCGUGUAAGCGUUGUGAUGCACUUAGACAGCAACAACAAAAACAUAUUAUGAAAGCUCUUGAAAUUGAUGAUCUUGAAACAAGAUUUAUAUUGGGAAUCAUAAAUGAUUGGUCAAAGGCAUUACAAAAGAAAGAUCAAGAUAUUGUCAAUGCAAUGAUGUUGGUCCAAAGAUGUAAGCAACAAUCUGUGAGGGAUGAUGACUUUGAUGAUCUGCUUGGCAAAGUAUCAAUAUUUUGUGGCAACAAUGAUGUUGACGUUCCUAACAUGGAUGAUUUAUUUGUACCACAAGGGAGAUCAUGA
Molecule: messenger RNA, 897 nt
Organism: Prunus dulcis (almond)
Lineage: Eukaryota; Viridiplantae; Streptophyta; Magnoliopsida; Rosales; Rosaceae
Exons: 4
Coding region: 1-897 (298 amino acids)
Source: RefSeq, a predicted model, not a curated record